AUGUCGAUAGCAUCGUAUUUCCUUCAAUCCAUAUUUCAUCCUACUGAAAUUACAGCUCUUGUCCAAUUUAAAUAUUUUAAACCUAAACAUAUACUGGAAUUUAACCCGGAAAAUAAACAAAAGAUACGGUGUUAUGAAUUUCUGGAUAAAACUUCACGUUCUUUUGCUGCUGUAAUUAAAGAAUUGGACGAUGAUGUGAGAGAUGCUGUUUGCAUUUUUUAUCUCGUUCUUCGUGGCCUUGAUACCAUCGAAGAUGAUAUGUCAAUCCCUAUUGAGAAGAAAGAAACUUUAUUAAGAUCUUUUCAUAAAAUUAUCUCUCAAAAAGGAUGGACUUUUACAGAAAAUGGUCCUGAUGAGAAAGAUCGACAAUUACUUGUAGAGUUUGAUGUUAUAAUUGAUGAAUUUUUGUCAUUGAAAAAAGAGUUUCGUGACGUUAUCGCUGACAUAACGAAUAAAAUGGGAAAUGGUAUGGCUGAUUAUGCAAAAGAAGCCAUUCAUAAUGAUUCUUAUGGGAUUAUUACCAAUAAAGAUUUUGAUAAAUAUUGUUAUUAUGUUGCUGGUUUGGUUGGUAUUGGUCUUAACCGUUUAUUCGCUGAAAGUGGUCUGGAAAGUCCGGAACUCGCGAAUGAUACAGAUUUGUCAGUUCAUAUGGGCUUGUUUUUACAAAAAACGAAUAUAAUCCGUGAUUAUUUAGAAGAUCUUCUUGAUGGACGUAAAUUUUGGCCAAAAGAAAUUUGGUCAAAUUAUGUUGAAGAUUUAUCUGAUCUGAAAGAAUCUGGUUAUGAAACUAAGGCUCUUGAUUGUCUUACAUCCAUUAUUCUUAAUACUCUUCAUCAUGCUCCUGAAUGUUUAAAUUAUAUGAGUAAACUUAAAAAUAAAUCCGUUUUUAGUUUUUGUGCCAUCCCACAAGUAAUGGCAAUUGCAACUUUAGCUUUAAUGUUUAGAAAUUAUGAUACAUAUCAAAAAGUUGUUAAAAUUAGAAGAGGCGAAUCUAUUAAAUUAAUGUUAAGAUGCACGAGCAUUUAUGAAGUUGCAAAUAUCUUCCGUGAAUAUACUAGAGUAAUCAUCCGUAAAAAUGAUCCUAGGGAUCCUAAUUUUAUGAAAAUUAGUGUUGCUUGUGGAAAGAUUGAACAAUGGUGUGCAGUCAAUCUUCAAGCUACAGACGUUUAUAAUUUACCAUAUCCCUCAAUCGUUAAAAGAGAUUCACUUAAUCAAGAAAGUGACUUAUUAUUAUUUGUUGGGUUUGGUUUAUUAGCAUUCACGGCAUAUUUAUUAUAUUAUUAUAACUGGGAACAUUUUCAUCAUAAUGGAUUAGAAGUAUUUGAUAUUUUUGAUGCUUAG
Scutellospora calospora is the source of this 1341-nucleotide messenger RNA. The record is from the annotation of a GenBank genome assembly. NCBI's taxonomy places the organism in Eukaryota, Fungi, Glomeromycota, Glomeromycetes, Diversisporales, Gigasporaceae.